Cucumis melo (muskmelon) is the source of this 764-nucleotide messenger RNA. RefSeq names its product ethylene-responsive transcription factor TINY-like. Gene Ontology annotation, molecular function: DNA-binding transcription factor activity; DNA binding. The record is from RefSeq and is marked provisional. Bases 54 to 743 code for a protein of 229 amino acids. The transcript has a single exon. Gene Ontology annotation, biological process: regulation of DNA-templated transcription. Lineage: Eukaryota; Viridiplantae; Streptophyta; Magnoliopsida; Cucurbitales; Cucurbitaceae.
AAAAACCCCAAAAUCCAAAAUCCCCUGUUUUCUCUCCUCUAAAAUCACCAAUAAUGAGUAGUAGUAAAGAACAGAGCCCUUCUCCGGAAACAGAGUCCUCUUCUUCAUCUUCUUCCGAUUCAAACAAAAAACCCAAAAGAAUUAAUUCCAAUUCCAGUUCCAAUUCAAAACACGCAGUUUACAGAGGAGUUCGAAUGAGAAAUUGGGGGAAAUGGGUAUCAGAAAUUCGAGAACCAAGAAAGAAAUCCCGCAUUUGGUUAGGGACUUUCCCCAGCCCUGAAAUGGCUGCUCGAGCUCAUGAUGUUGCUGCCCUAAGCAUCAAAGGAAAUUCCGCCAUUCUUAAUUUCCCUGAUCUUGUUCAUCUUCUUCCUCGUCCUGUUUCUCUUGCUCCUCGUGAUGUUCAAGCUGCUGCUGCUAAAGCUGCUCAUAUGCAUAAUCUUUCAUCUAAUGCUAAUACUAACAACCAUAAUACUAAUUCUAAUUCCUCCUCUGCCUUUUCCGAUGAACUUAGUGAGAUUGUUGAGUUGCCGGCUCUGGGAACGAGUUACGACGGCGGAGUUGGUGUUGGUGGGGAGUUUGUGUUUGUUGAGUCGGAAUUGGAAUCAGCGGCUUGGCUUUACCAGCCACCGUGGGUGCAGAGCUUGCAGGAGGAUUAUGAUGAUAUAGAUGGAGAUGGAGAUUGUGGUAAGUUGGGAAUGGGAUUUGUUUCCAAUGGAUUUAAAGGGUUUCUGUUUGAUUAUUGAAAAAAAAAUAUUUUGUAUUUA